GUGUGUGUUAGUGCGCCUGCGCAGUAAGAGGAGUCCUUGGCUGGUAGGUUACUGCUGAGAGGAGACAUCAUGCAGAGCUGGACGCAGUUAUAUCGCUCUCUGGCCACGCGGAGCCACCAGCUGCCCUGCAAACUGCACGGAGCUACAGCCGUGUCUGUCAGGACCUACGCUGACAAAGCAGCCAUCGAUGCAGACGUCACCGUGGUGGGUUCGGGUCCAGGCGGCUACGUCGCUGCCAUCAAAUCCUCACAGCUCGGCUUCAAGACAGUUUGUGUUGAGAAGAACAUCACGCUGGGUGGAACAUGUCUAAAUGUCGGCUGCAUCCCCUCAAAGGCUCUGCUGAAUAACUCCUACCUGUACCACAUGGCUCAUGGCAAAGACUUUGAAAGCAGAGGCAUUGAAAUUUCAGGCCUCUCGUUGAACCUGGAGAAGAUGAUGGCUCAGAAGAGCGGCGCGGUGAAAGCUCUGACCGGAGGAAUCGCACAUCUAUUCAAACAGAACAAAGUGACCCACGUCAGCGGUUUCGGGAAGGUGACCGGUAAGAACCAGGUGACGGCUGUGGCGGCCGACGGCAGCGAGCAGAUCAUCAACACCAAGAACAUCCUCAUCGCCACCGGCUCUGAAGUCACACCUUUCCCCGGCAUCCAGAUCGACGAGGAAACCAUCGUGUCGUCGACAGGAGCGCUGUCCCUGAAUAAAGUCCCCGAGGAGCUGAUCGUCAUCGGAGGCGGAGUUAUCGGCGUGGAACUGGGCUCAGUGUGGCAGCGUCUGGGCUCUAAGGUCACAGCGGUGGAGUUCCUCGGUCACGUAGGCGGCAUGGGCAUCGACAUGGAGAUCUCCAAGAACUUCCAGCGCAUCCUCCAGAAGCAGGGCAUGAAGUUCAAGCUCGGCACCAAAGUCAUGGGAGCAACCAGGAGGCCCGACGGCAAGAUCGACGUCGCUGUGGAGGCGGCGGCCGGAGGGAAGAACCAGACUCUAACGUGUGACGUGCUGCUGGUCUGCAUCGGUAGACGACCUUAUACCCAGAACCUGGGUCUGGACUCUGUGGGCAUCGAGCUGGACAACAGGGGCCGAAUCCCCGUCAACAACCGCUUCCAGACCAAAGUCCCCAGUAUUUUCGCCAUCGGUGACGUGGUUGCCGGGCCGAUGUUGGCCCACAAGGCCGAGGACGAAGGCAUCAUCUGUGUGGAGGGAAUGGCCGGAGGAGCCGUGCACAUCGACUACAACUGCGUCCCCUCCGUCAUCUACACGCACCCCGAGGUGGCCUGGGUGGGCAAGACAGAGGAGCAGCUCAAAGAGGAGGGCGUCCCGUACAAAGUCGGCAAAUUCCCCUUCGCAGCCAACAGCCGAGCUAAAACCAACGCAGACACCGACGGUCUGGUGAAGAUCCUCAGCCACAAGGAGACAGACAGGAUGAUGGGAGCUCACAUCCUCGGAACGGGGGCAGGAGAGAUGAUCAAUGAAGCUGCUUUGGCCAUGGAGUACGGAGCUUCCUGUGAGGAUAUCGCCAGAGUCUGUCACGCUCAUCCUACGGUGUCCGAGGCCUUCAGAGAAGCUAACCUGGCCGCCUCCUUCGGCAAAGCCAUCAACUUCUGAUCCUCCGGAGCCGCUGACGCACCUCCAGUGUACAUAACCGAGAGCAACAGGAAGGAAGCUGCGUGUUAAAUAAAAAAUAAAAAAACAACAACCUUCAUCCGAUCCACUCCUCCUCUUCCUCCUCCUCCUCCUCCUCUUCCUCCUGCUCUGUGCACAUCCAGACUGUACCACAUUUAGUUAUAUUGUUAUUUAAAUGUUCUCAAUAAAAUAAUAAAAAGAGGGUUUUUUUCUGGUGGCUCUAAAUAAAAACUUUAUUCCAACCAUAGUUAACAACAACAACAUAUUCUGUACUUAUUUUACAUAGAGAUAUAUACAUAUUAUUAUUAUUUUUGGGGGGCUG
Molecule: messenger RNA, 1936 nt
Organism: Scomber scombrus (Atlantic mackerel)
Lineage: Eukaryota; Metazoa; Chordata; Actinopteri; Scombriformes; Scombridae
Gene: dldh
Product: dihydrolipoamide dehydrogenase
Cellular component (GO): oxoglutarate dehydrogenase complex; mitochondrion
Molecular function (GO): dihydrolipoyl dehydrogenase (NADH) activity; flavin adenine dinucleotide binding
Source: RefSeq, a predicted model, not a curated record